AUUCAUGUAAAUUCAAGUUUUGAAUGUUUUCAAAUCUUUUUCGGCUAUUUCUUUCCUCUUUCUCUCUCUCUUCUCCUACUUUCUCUCUAAUUCCCUCUUUGAUUUUGUUUUUCUCAACGUAUAGCGAACCAAAUUCACCUUCAAUUUCUUCUUUGUACUCAUCUUUGCUCCUAAUUCAUACAAAAAAUUCGAUCCUAUUUUGUCGUUUGAGGAAGAAGACUGAAAGUGUAGAGCAUUGUGCUGCUGUCACUGAUGAAGAUAAGAAUGUGUUAUUAUUCUUGUACAUAUUUUUUAGUUGAAGAAGCAAUUGGUGAGCGAUGUGUGGUCCAAGAUUUUCAGUUGUGUCAGUUUGAGUUUAUUUGAGCAAUAUGAGGAUGAUUUAUCUGAUCUUAUUAGGACAUUAUCUUCAUUUAAGGAGUAAAUGCUGACAAAGAAUAAUCCUGAAAAUGCAACUAGUUCAAAAGAGAUGAAAGAUGCUAAUAUUCAGGUUUUGGUUGGGUCAAAUGAAGUAGAUGUAAACGUCUUUCCUCUAAAUCAGUGUCUUAAUAAAGGGUAUGUUGAAGAGUGCAAAAGAAAUAGUUUCUGAAGAAAAAUCCAAAAAGGGCAGAACCUGUAGAGCUUGUGGGAAAUUUGGUGUUUCACAUGACAUUAGAAACUGUCCAAACAAGUAGUUUUUCAGAUAUUUUACUUUUACACGUGUUCCAUUUACUUUAAUAUGUUAUUUAUUUACUUUAACAUUUAACUUGAUCUACUUUUUAUUUUUGUGCAAGUGUUAUUAUACUUGUACUUUUUUUUAAUGUAUUUUACCUUUGUACUUUUCUUAUUUACUCGAAGUUGAAAUUUAUUUACUUUACAUUGUAAUUUAUUUAUUUUAAUCUGUCACUGAUUUUCUGAUUUUUAUUUUUGUGCAAUUAUUAUGAUACUUGGAAAUUUAAAGAUGUUUUGGAAGAUCAAGAUAUACUGAAAAAAUAUUAAUGUUUUUUAUUUAUUAUUAUUAUU
Molecule: messenger RNA, 999 nt
Organism: Chenopodium quinoa (quinoa)
Lineage: Eukaryota; Viridiplantae; Streptophyta; Magnoliopsida; Caryophyllales; Amaranthaceae
Exons: 4
Coding region: 24-299 (91 amino acids)
Source: RefSeq, a predicted model, not a curated record